ACAAAAAUUUGCAGAUCCAAUUUGAACACAACGUCUUCACUCUUUUCCCUCCUCAUCUGCAACCCAUCCUCACCACCGUCCCCUCUAAUCCAAACUGAGACACAAAUAAAGAACACAAGGUCUUCGCUCUUUGAAAGCUACCGGCAACUUGUACUGACUCGACUCACUUUACAUUUCCAACCAUGAAGUUCCUUUUCCUUUCCUUGGCUCUGCUUGGCCCAGCCAGUGCUGUCACUCGUGAAGAAUGCAAGACCGAUUAUUUGCCUCCACUGCUUGCCUGUAUUGAUUCCUUCGCGGGGAAAGGCACCCCUGACUGCAGCUUGCUACCAAUCCCAGAUUUUGCAAUGCCGCAGAACGAAGCCAACGAAAUGGGCUAUUGGGUGCAACAGCUCCGCGACACGCCCACCUCUCAUGUCUUUGCCGUGAGCGAGAAUGCCUACAAUGCUUUGAUUCUGGUAGAUGUGCCUCCCACGGAUGAUGCGGUGGAAACCAGCAGAGGUGGAAGGAGGAACUUGAAGGGAGGCAGAAAGCUGGAGGAAAUGGAAGAGCCCGAAUUGAUGGACGCACCUGUAGAAUCGUCGGGUGAUGUCGACGUGGACGUUCCGGAUGGAAUCACUGUGGCGUUUGUGGACUUCCCGCCAACGUUUGCCACUGAAGGUGGCUCUUUUCUCAUGAGUGCCAUGAACGAUAUCCUCGAAAUGCUCGAGGCCACGCUUGACGAUGUUGCCAAAGUUGAAAUGAUCUACUCGCACGGGCAUAACGAUCACAUCGGACUCGCGAAUGCCACCUUUGGACACUUGGUUGAGUUGGGUUUUGAUCCUGCAAGCAUCCCCAUCAUUGCUCCUGAAGGAGUUCUGGAGCACUUUGAACACGCGAUUGAAACAGGUUUCUUCACGUACAGUGCUCCUUUGCCAACCAAGACUUUUACUGGCUUUAUGGAAUACACGGUGGGACAGUCCACACCUUUGACCAUGACAACCUUUGACGGUCACCAGUUUGGAGAUAAGGAUGUCAUUCUUUUCAUGGAGGCAUUGGAUACCGAAAACCCGGCGAUCAUGAUGGUUGUGGAUGUCGUUUUCCCCAAGUGGGUUCCGUUCUUUUCCUUUGCCCUUUCCACUGAUUUGUUGCAGUACAUUGCAGCCCAUGACACGUUGCUUGAGUUUCCUCUCGGUGAUGAUGGUUAUUUCGUGGGCGGUCACUUGAACCAAAUUGGAGAUCGUAAUGAUAUACUUCUCAAUCAGAACUUGACUCAAGCGAUCGUCGAGGCAGGAGCUCUUGCCCUACAAACGGUGGAUGCUGGUGCCAUUGUGGGAGGCACGGGUGCCUUUACUCCAGGAACUCCCAACUAUGGCAAUUCCUGGGCUGGCUUUGGAGCCUACUUUGACGAGCUGGAACGUGUCUGCGCCAGAGCUGUGUUGGAGGAAUACGGGUGCGAUUUUGGAGGCCUUGACGUGACGCUCUAUUCAAGCUGCCGCAUGGCUCAGUCGUUCUGGCGCCUCGAGGUUUAAUUUUUAAUUUGAUUGCUUGCUUUGCAGCAGGAGGGAAUGCAAUCAGCGUCGCUAUUCCUUCCAAUGAGUCGAGUCUGCCUGGAGAUCGAGAGAUGCCACUCAAAAUUGAAAUUGAUGUAGAACAACCAAAAAUACUAAUUUAUGUAAAACAGUGCAUAGCCUCUAUGCUA
Messenger RNA from Seminavis robusta, 1678 nucleotides. The record is from the annotation of a GenBank genome assembly. Lineage: Eukaryota; Bacillariophyta; Bacillariophyceae; Naviculales; Naviculaceae.